Messenger RNA from Torulaspora globosa, 1107 nucleotides. It is a transcript of the gene COM2, whose product is annotated as Com2p. The record is from RefSeq and is a predicted model, not a curated record. The transcript has a single exon. Gene Ontology annotation, cellular component: chromatin. Lineage: Eukaryota; Fungi; Ascomycota; Saccharomycetes; Saccharomycetales; Saccharomycetaceae. Gene Ontology annotation, biological process: regulation of transcription by RNA polymerase II. The coding region runs from base 1 to 1107 and encodes 368 amino acids. Gene Ontology annotation, molecular function: RNA polymerase II cis-regulatory region sequence-specific DNA binding; DNA-binding transcription factor activity, RNA polymerase II-specific.
AUGUCGGCUUUGCAAUUGCAGAGGAUAGAAUCCAAUGGCACUGCAACGAGUUUGAAUGAUCAUUUCAACUUGCAACUGAUACCUAAGCAACAGUUGGAUCAAGCUGUGAAUAAUGAUCUGACAGGAAAUACCCUCGCGUCCGAGACGCAGAGAGGUUAUAUUCCGAGGAGACCUUCGGUCAGUGCUAAUGGUGUGAAUGUUUUUGAAGACUUUUUCAGUUUGCAAGAGCCUGAUGGCGGCGAAGCUACGCGGGAGAGUCGAAGACUUUCCAUCUCGGAAUACGACGUCGAUAAUGCCGGCUAUUAUGAAUACGAGUAUUUCGGUAAGAAGAAUGAUGAUAUGACACCACCAGCGACUUUUAACGACAACGAUGAGGAUAUAGUAAUGAUGAGUGACGACGAGGUGCGCCCGUUCGAGUUCGAUCUCGCUGGGAUGGCGAGUGGCGAUGCGCCGGAGCCGCAGCUCGAGAUAGACACUUUUCUGGCGGAGGAGUUCACCGAUCCGCUGAUUUAUGGGGCUGACGAACCGCAGAGGAAAAAGAUGAGGGAUUACUUCAAAUUGAACAUCUUCAGUAGUAACUCCGGCGCCGCCGACGACAGAAAGAAGUAUUUUUGGAGCAGGAAAAAGAAGAGCGCGCUCAAGAACUACGAGGAGGAAGAGCUUGUCGUCGAGGAGACGAGCAGCAGCAUAGUGAUUAACCCAUCCAAAUUGAUCUCCAAUCACCACGAGACGGUUGUACCGACGCAGGACAAAUACGACGACGGUGACGAAUAUCUUGGCGCCGAGCCCAUAUCGCAGUUCACAGUGUUCGAUGCGCACGUCCUCGACCAGAACGUCAAAUCGCUGGCACCGGCCACAGCGAAGCGAAAUUCAAGCAGUAUGCCGAAACCGCGGGGGCGUAAGCCAUCGCCCAUCCCGGAUGCAUCGAAGCAGUACGGCUGCGAGUACUGCGAUAGACGAUUCAAGCGCCAAGAACAUCUCAAGCGACACAUCAGGUCGUUGCACAUGGGCGAGAAACCCUUCAACUGUCUGAUAUGCGGAAAAAAAUUCAGCAGAAGCGACAACUUGAAUCAGCAUGUAAAAACUCAUUCGCACCAGGGACUAUAG